AUGGAAUGUUUACUUUAUUUGGAACUCGGUUACGUCAUUAGAAUCUUACGUCACCGUCAGUGGCCUUGAAGGUGACGUGGUCUUUGAUCCUUCACCUAUAAGUAAGGGGGAAAAACUUCAGUGGAACAUUUUAAGUCGAGAAGUGAGUUUGUUCACAGCGUUCAAAGAUUUGAAUAUGUUUAAGGGGAUUCUUCAGCAGAGGAAGCCGAGAGAGAGAAAGGUUCGCACUGAACAGACAGACAGGUUUAUUUGCAAUAAACCGAUAAUGAACAGACAACAAGAAGUUCAAGGGUUGCAGAGCAAAACGGAUGAUAGGAAGAUAAUGUGUGGGCAGAGACAUAACCGCAAAAUGAACUUGAUGCUGCGCAAGACGGAAGAGUUGAGAUUUAUGCUCAUCGACAAGCUCAGUACACGAGUGCCAGGACAUGUAGAGUUGCUACACAUUGCGAAUGAAACCCUGCAAGAAAUUGGGAAAAUUCUUAAAAAAACGAUUGAACAGGACAUAGAACUCAAAGAGGAGCAGAGCAAACAUCAGGACACCAAGAACGAAAAUGCAGGCUUGCGAGCGGAGCUUGAUGAAGCCCAGCUAAAUAUUGAAGAAAUGCUUAAAGAGAAGGAAGAACUGAAAGCGACACUCAAAGAGGAGCAGAGCGAAUAUCAGGACACCAAGAACAAAAAUGCAGGCUUGCGAGCGGAGCUUGAUGAAGCCCAGCUGAAAAUUGAAGAAAUGCUUAAAGAGAAGGAAGAACUGAAAGCGACACUCAAAGAGAUGCAGAGCGAAUAUCAGGACACCAAGAACAAAAAUGCAGGCUUGCGAGCGGAGCUUGAUGAAGCCCAGCUGAAAAUUGAAGAAAUGCUUAAAGAGAACGAAGAACUGAAAGCGACACUCAAAGAGGAGCAGAGCGAACAUCAGGACACCAAGAACGAAAAUGCAGGCUUGCGAGCGGAGCUUGAUGAAGCGCUUAAAGAGAAGGAAGAACAGGAAGUGACACACAAAGAGGAGCAGAGCAAACUUCAGGACACCAAGAACGAAAAUGCAGGCUUGCGAGCGGAGCUUGAUGAAGCCCGGCUAAAACAUGAACAAAUGCUUCAAGAGAAGGAAGAACAAGAAGCUAAACACAGAGAGGUGCACAGCAAACUUCAUGACCUGGAAGUGACACACAAAGAGGAGCAGAGCAAACUUCAGGACACCAAGAACGAAAAUGCAGGCUUGCGAGCGGAGCUUGAUGAAGCCCAGCUAACACAUGAACAAAUGCUUAAAGAGAAGAAGGAACUGGAAACGACACUCAAAGAGGAACAGAGUGAACUUCAGGACACCAAGAACGAAAAUGCAGGCUUGCGAGCGGCGCUUGAUGAAGCCCAGCUAACACAUGAACAAAUGCUUAAAGAGAAGGAAGAACUAGAAGCUAAACACAAAGAGGUGCAGAGCAAACUUCAGGACACAGAGGAAGAAAAUGAAGGCUUGCACGCAAAGCUUGAUAAAGCCCAGCUAAAAAUUAAAAAAAUCCUCAAAAAAAAGAACGAUCUGGAACCUAAAAUCAAGGAGCUGAAGGACAAGCUCAAUGACCUGCUACCGAAACACACAGAGGCGCAGCGCAAAUUUUACGACACCAAGAAAAAAAAUGAAGGCUUGCGAGCAAAGUUUGAUGAAGCCCAGCUAGAAAUUGAAGAAAUUCUUCAAGAGAAGGAAGAACAGGAAGAUAAAUACAGAGAGGUGCACAGCAAACUUCAGGACACAAAGAAAAAAAAUGAAGGCUUGCGAGCAAAGUUUGAUGAAGCCCAACUAGAAAUUAAAGAAAUGCUUAAAGAGAAGGAAGAACAGGAAGCUAAAUACAGAGAAGUGCAGAGCAAACUUCAGGACCUGGAAGUGACACACACAGAGGUGGAGAGCAAACUUCAGGACCUGGAAGUGACACACACGGAGGUGGAGAGCAAACUUCAGGACCUGGAAGUGACACACACAGAGGUGGAGAGCAAACUUCAGGACCUGGAAGUGACACACACGGAGGUGUGGAGCAAACUGCAGGACACAGAGAAAGAAAAGGCAGGCUUGCGAGCAGAGCUUGAUGAAGCCCAACUAGAAAUUGAAGAAAUGCUUAAAGAGAAGGAAGAACAGGAAGCUAAAUACAGAGAGGUGCACAGCAAACUUCAGGACACAGAGAAAGAAAAGGCAGGCUUGCGAGCAGAGCUUGAUGAAGCCCAACUAGAAAUUGAAGAAAUGCUUAAAGAGAAGGAAGAACAGGAAGCUAAAUACAGAGAGGUGCACAGCAAACAUCAGGACACAGAGAAAGAAAAUGCAGGCUUGCGAGCGGAGCUUGUUGCAGCCCAGCUAAAACAUGAACAAAUGCUUCAUGAGAAGGAAGCUAAACACAGAGAGGUGCAGAGCAAACUUCAGGACACAGAGAAAGAAAAUGAAGGCUUGCAAGCAGAGCUUGAUGAAGCCAAGCUAAAAUAUGAACAAAUGCUUCAAGAGAAGGAAGAACAGGAAGCUAAACGCAGAGAAGUGCAGAGCAAACUUCAUGACCUGAAAGUGACACACACAGAGGUGCAGAGCAAACUUCAGGACACAGAGAAAGAAAAUGAAGGCUUGCGAGCAGAGCUUGAUGAAGCCAAGCUGAAGGAACUUACUGUCCAAGACAGAGAAAAGAUAAAAUUCUAUCACACACUUACUGACAACUGCAAUAAAAUGGAGGAAGACAAGAAAGAUCUGCAGAAAAAAUGUGAAGGGAUGCACCAGAAGAUCCAAGAAAUGAUGAGAGAAAAUCAACAACUGCACAACAAAAUUCAGCACAGAAACAUUGAAAUGGACACGAAGCUGAAAGAACAGGAGACCAGGCAUAUUUAUUUGGUUAAAGAAAAACAGAGCCAGCUUCAAGAAGUGCAGAGGAGAAAUCAAGAGUUAGAAGACAAGUGUGGCAAACUGCAGCUAUGCACUUAUGUCAUGCAUGAGGCACAGAAAGAACAGGAAAAGACAUAUAAAAAACUGAAAGAAACGCAGCAAGAAUCAAAAGAAUUUGAAAAAAAGUGCAAGAACCUUGAGAAGAAGCAUGCAGAAAAUAUCAGUGAACUGCAAAAGCUUAUAUCAGAGAACGAGGAUCUGCGAAAACGCUGCCAGAAAAAGCCCUUCUGGUUUUUAUGGAAGAAAUCUACUGAUUCUUCAGUGCCGCGCAGACAAAAUCGUGUUUUCCCGUUAUAACUCUGCUACUUCUUCAGUGCUACCUGCACAAAACUAGCCUCGUCUUCCUCCAUCUUUAAUCCUCUCAGACAUCUCCCCAUCCUCUUCAUCCCUUUCUUCUUCCUCCCCUCUCUUCUUCUGUCUCCCGUCUUUUCUUUUUCCUUUCAAACCCCCAAACCGGUCCCGACAGAUGACUGCCCCUCCCUGAGCCUGGUUCUGUCGAAGGUUUCUUCCCGUCUACAGGGAGUUUUUCCUCCCCACUGUUGCCUCGUGCUUGCUCAUCGGGGAAUGUUGGGGGUUUCUCUUCUCUCUCUCUUUCCCUCUUUUGCUUACCCUAUCAUC
Archocentrus centrarchus (flier cichlid) is the source of this 3517-nucleotide messenger RNA. Its product is annotated as trichohyalin-like. Lineage: Eukaryota; Metazoa; Chordata; Actinopteri; Cichliformes; Cichlidae. Gene Ontology annotation, molecular function: chromatin binding. Bases 176 to 3196 code for a protein of 1006 amino acids. Gene Ontology annotation, biological process: mitotic chromosome condensation. Gene Ontology annotation, cellular component: condensin complex; chromatin; condensed chromosome. The transcript has a single exon. The record is from RefSeq and is a predicted model, not a curated record.